Gossypium arboreum is the source of this 1361-nucleotide messenger RNA. RefSeq lists its product as uncharacterized. The transcript has a single exon. Bases 157 to 1251 code for a protein of 364 amino acids. Lineage: Eukaryota; Viridiplantae; Streptophyta; Magnoliopsida; Malvales; Malvaceae. The record is from RefSeq and is a predicted model, not a curated record.
CUCAUUUCUCAAAUUUUCAUGCACUUAAAAACUUUGCUUUGUGUUUCAUUGCCAAUUUGCUUAACUACUUCAAGUUCAUCAAACAAAAGGAAUUUCAUUUUUCUAAGUCACUAGAGCUAUUAGUUCUUUGAUUUUUCUUUUUGCUCAUUAAAAAAAAUGUCUGAAUUUUCUUUGGCUUCAACCACUGUUGUGAAGAAGAAAACCCAGUUUUCAAGCCUUUUGCUUUCUAAUUUCAUGUUAUUUUGCUCUUUAAUUCUUUCACACCCUCUUUAUUUCUCUUAUUUCAUCUUCUUCUCUCCUUAUUUAUUCAAGAUUUUCUCUUUUCUUUCGCCUCUCUUUGUUACCACUUCCCUUUUGGUUAUUGCAUUUUUGACAGUAUUAAGGUCUGAAGUAGUUGAUGGUGAAAGUGAUGAUGGCUUUGGAUGCUUGGAAGAGCUUGAAGCGUAUAAGAUCGUGUUUGAAACGUCGACCAUUGUUGAUAUUAGAGAAAACCCAGACGAAGUUUCUGGGGUGGAACCCGUUGUUGGUUGUUUACAAGGUGUUGAACUUGAAGAAGCUUCGGUUCAGAGGGUUGAAACAUUGACGAGUGGUGAAUUCACGGAAACUGUUCGAGUGAAUGCCACAGUGAAGAUCUUAGAAGAGUUUUUGCGUCAGAAAGAUGAUGGGGUGGUUGAAAUUUUGUCGUCUAAAAGCGUGGAGGCCAACAAUGAUAAAGGAUCCAAUCCCAAGACUACAAUGAAUGCUGAUAAUGGUGAGGAGUUUGAAGCCAAUGCAAUGGUGAAUUCCCCUAUAGUGAAAGCUAAUUAUGGAGAUAAUGACAUGAACUUUGGGAAUUUGGGUUCAAUGAGGAAAGAAAAGGAGUGGAAGAGAACAUUGGCAUGUAAGCUUUUCGAGGAGAGGCACAACGCGGUGGUGGCUGCUGCGACGACGGAAAAUGAAGGUGGUGAAGGGAUGGAUUUACUAUGGGAAACAUAUGAAAGUUCUGAUACCAAUAAAUUAAAGCUGAAAAGCUUUGGCUCGAAGAAAGGAAAGAAAGGCGCCAAUUACGAGGAAGACGACGACGACGACUACGACGACGACUCAGACGGUAAACUGUGUUGUUUGCAAGCCCUCAAGUUCUCAACGGGGAAGAUGAAUUUAGGAAUGGGGAUGGGAAGGCCUAAUUUUGUUAAAAUUUCAAAGGCAUUCAAAGGGUUUGGGUGGUUGCACCAUGUUGGUAGCACUAAGCAUGGCAAGAAAGGGUAUCAUUGAACUAUAGAUUAUAGGUUAAUUUUUAUAUAUAUCAUAUGUGCUUGAUGAGAUGUAUUUUUCUUAGAAUUACAAGUAGAUAUAUAUGUAUGUUAUUUAAUUUCAAUUGAAAA